AUGGGCCAUCUGCCCGAGUUUUAUGGGUCCAGCCCAAUUCUUCUUCCCACUUUAUUGUGUAGUGGACUAGUGGUUCUAUCGCAUCUCCGUCUCUUCUCGGCAUUUCGAUUGUUCGCCUGUGAAAUCCGUCGCGCUUCUCAAUCAGCUUUCUCGCCGAUCCACCGCGACCUCCGAUUCCCUUCGCAAACCCUACAGCCAAAAUGGUUGAGGCAGAAACACCUUUCAGACCAAGGGAGAAGCUUCUUGAGAAGCAGAGGUAUUUCCAGAACAUCCACAAGCAUACUUACUUGAAAGGACCGUUCGACAAGGUCACCUCUGUUGCUAUCCCCAUCGCUCUGGCCGCCAGCUCUCUGUUUCUUAUCGGACGCGGAAUCUACAACAUGUCUCAUGGGAUCGGAAAGAAGGAAUGAAGAUUGAGUGUGUGUUUUUUCUCAAUUCUUGAGGACAAUUAUUUUACUUUCGGCAUGUCAAUGCAGACUGCUGGCUUUUGAGUUUCUUGUUUAGUGCUGCGCCGCUUAAUAAUUGCAGUCAUGUAGCUAUUACCACCAUUCCAGAAGUUUAAUGUUCUUCCCUCUUGAUGGGCACUGUUUUCCCUGAUUCUUCCCUCUUGCUACCAUCAUUUUCUUUAGGGAUCAUAUAAUUGUGCUGUUGUUUCGCUUGCCAGAUAGUUCUUCCGUCUUUUGGGAUCAUUUCAUUCCCUUCAAAGUAAA
Messenger RNA from Linum tenue, 710 nucleotides. The record is from the annotation of a GenBank genome assembly. NCBI's taxonomy places the organism in Eukaryota, Viridiplantae, Streptophyta, Magnoliopsida, Malpighiales, Linaceae.